Molecule: messenger RNA, 1990 nt
Organism: Sorex fumeus (smoky shrew)
Lineage: Eukaryota; Metazoa; Chordata; Mammalia; Eulipotyphla; Soricidae
Gene: PPP1R16B
Product: protein phosphatase 1 regulatory subunit 16B
Exons: 11
Coding region: 247-1953 (568 amino acids)
Biological process (GO): regulation of sprouting angiogenesis; establishment of endothelial barrier
Cellular component (GO): cytoplasm
Molecular function (GO): enzyme inhibitor activity; protein binding; protein phosphatase regulator activity
Source: RefSeq, a predicted model, not a curated record
GGGGCGGGCCCGGGGCGGCGCGGAGGCUGGCGGCGAGCUCCGCGGGCUGCUGUCGCCUUACCGGCAGCUGCGGCUGGAGGACAGACAGACGGAGCCGCUAGGGCCGGGAGCCGCUCGGGGCAAGGCUCGGCAGAGCGGGCCCCACCAUGAGGCCCCAGCCCCGCGGGAGCCCCCGUGCUCCCUUGGCCCCGAGCGCGCCCUGCUAGCCCGCCGCCAGGGGCGAAGAAGGGGGGAGGCGCGGUGGCCAUGGCCAGCCACGUGGACCUGCUGACCGAGCUGCAGCUGCUGGAGAAGGUGCCCACGUUGGAGCGGCUGCGGGCCGCCCAGAAGCGCCGGGCGCAGCAGCUGAAGAAGUGGGCGCAGUACGAGCACGACCUGCAGCACCGCAAACGCAAGCAUGAGCGGAAGCGCAGCGCGGGCGGCCGCCGCAAGAAGGUGGCCUUCGAGGCUAGCGUGGCGCUGCUGGAGGCCUCGCUGAGGAACGACGCCGAGGAAGUGCGCUACUUCCUGAAGAAUAAGGUCAGCCCCGACUUAUGCAAUGAGGAUGGACUCACAGCCCUGCAUCAGUGCUGCAUUGACAACUUUGAGGAGAUCGUCAAGCUGCUCCUUUCCCACGGUGCCAACGUGAAUGCCAAGGACAAUGAGCUGUGGACACCCCUGCACGCCGCCGCCACCUGCGGGCACAUCAACCUGGUGAAAAUCCUCGUUCAGUACGGCGCCGACCUGCUGGCCGUGAACUCCGACGGGAACAUGCCCUAUGACCUGUGCGAGGACGAGCCCACCCUGGACGUCAUCGAGACGUGCAUGGCCUACCAGGGCAUCACCCAGGAUAAAAUCAACGAGAUGCGAGCGGCUCCAGAGCAGCAGAUGGUCUCCGACAUCCACUGCAUGAUCGCGGCGGGCCAGGACCUGGACUGGAUCGAUGGCCAGGGCGCCACACUGCUACACAUCGCUGGGGCCAAUGGAUACCUGCGGGCCGCUGAGCUCCUCCUGGACCACGGGGUGCGCGUGGACGUGAAGGACUGGGAUGGCUGGGAGCCCCUGCAUGCGGCUGCCUUCUGGGGACAGAUGCAGAUGGCGGAGCUGUUAGUGUCCCACGGGGCCAGCCUCAGUGCUAGAACAUCCAUGGAUGAGAUGCCAAUAGACCUGUGUGAGGAAGAGGAGUUCAAAGUCCUGCUGCUGGAGCUGAAACACAAGCAUGACGUGAUCAUGAAGUCCCAGCUGAGGCACAAGUCGUCUCUGAGCCGGCGGACGUCCAGUGCGGGCAGCCGCGGGAAGGUGGUGCGUCGAGCCAGCCUGUCGGACAGGACCAACCUGUACAGGAAGGAGUACGAGGGAGAGGCCAUCCUGUGGCAGCAGCGGAGCGCCACGGAGGACCAGCGGACCUCCACCUACAACGGGGACCUCAGGGAGACCCGGACAGACCAGGAGAAUAAAGACCCGAACCCCAGGCUGGAGAAGCCCGUGCUGCUCUCUGAGUUUCCCACCAAGAUCCCCCGAAGUGACAUGGACAUGCCUGUCGAGAACGGCCUCCGGGCUCCGGUCAGCACCUACCCAUACGCGCUGUCCAACGGAGAUGUCUGGAAGGUACACGAGAUGCCCGAUUACAACGUGGCCUACGUCAACCCCGGCGUGGCCGAGGCCACCCCUCCCUGGACUGGCUACAAGGAACAGAGCCCCCAGACGCUUCUGGAACUGAAGCGGCAGCGGGCGGCAGCCAAACUACUCAGCCAUCCCUUCCUGAGUACCCACCUGGGCGGCAGCAUGGCCCGGACGGGCGAGAGCAGCGGCGAAGGCAAGGCCCCCUUGAUCGGAGGCAGAACUUCCCCGUACAGCAGCAAUAGCAGCUCGGUGUAUUACACGGUCACCAGCGGCGACCCCCCGCUCCUGAAGUUCAAGGCGCCCAUGGAGGAGAUGGAGGAGAAGGUCCAUGGCUGCUGCCGGAUCUCCUAGUCUCUGUGUGACGGAGGAGGAGAGAGAGGCUUGGGGG